CCGGAAGUGGCGCGCGCGGGGCCUGGGGCUGCGGCGGGGCUGGGGCGUCCGCGCUUCGACACCGGCGCAGAACCAUCAUGAAAGUGUUUACUUUGAUGCCAGGAAUGUAACUUCACAAGGAACUAAUCCUCCAGUUACUUGAAGAUACCCUGUCCUUAGCUGAAUACUGGAACUCAUUAGACAAUGGGCACUCCAUACUAAGCAGGGGUGGAAGACUGAAGCCCAUUUGGGGACAGAAUGAGUUUAAAAGAUGCUGAUAGUGCAGUUUGCCAGGCAAAGGCAGCCUAUAACCUUCAGAUUUACCCCCAACUCUCAACAGAAAGUGCUCCCUGCUGCAAAGUGACAGCAACCAAGGACAGCACAUCAUCAGAUGUCAUCAAGGACGUGAUCAGCAUCUUAAACUUGGAUGUCUCCAAACAUUAUGUGCUUGUGGAGGUGAAAGAAUCUGGAGGAGAGGAAUGGGUACUUGAUAUAAAUGAUUCUCCUGUUCACAGGGUUUUGCUUUGGCCUCGUCGUGCUCAGGACGAGCAUCCACAGAAGGAUGGCUACUACUUUCUCUUGCAAGAGAGGAACACUGAUGGGACCAUCAAGUAUGUGCAGAUGCAGUUGCUCUCCAAGGAGACGGAUGCUCGGAGAUUGGUGGAACGGGGCUUUCUUCCGUGGCACCAGGAGGACUUUGAUGACUUGUGCAAUCUCCCCAACCUGACAGAGACAACACUCCUGGAGAAUCUCAAAUGCCGCUUCUUAAAGCACCGAAUUUACACUUAUGCAGGAAGUAUCCUGAUUGCAAUUAACCCCUUCAAGUUCCUGCCCAUCUACAAUCCCAAAUAUGUCAAGAUGUACGAGAAUCAUCAGCUGGGGAAGUUGGAGCCUCAUAUUUUUGCCAUUGCCGAUGUGGCCUAUCACACAAUGCUUAAAAAACAUGUGAAUCAGUGCAUUGUUAUAUCAGGUGAAAGUGGAUCUGGGAAAACCCAAAGCACAAACUUUUUAAUUCACUGUCUCACGGCUCUGAGCCAGAAAGGGUACGCCAGUGGUGUGGAGAGAACCAUCCUGGGAGCUGGACCAGUCCUGGAGGCAUUUGGAAAUGCAAAAACAGCGCAUAACAACAACUCCAGUCGUUUUGGGAAGUUCAUUCAAGUCAACUAUUUAGAGAAUGGUAUUGUCAGGGGGGCUGUUGUUGAAAAAUACCUGCUUGAAAAAUCUCGUCUGGUUUCUCAAGAGAAAGAUGAAAGGAACUACCAUGUCUUCUAUUAUUUGCUACUUGGAGUCAGUGAGGAAGAACGUAAAGAAUUUCACCUCAAGCAACCUGAAGAUUAUUUCUACCUCAACCAGCAUAACUUGAAAAUUGAAGAUGGGGAAGAUCUCCGGCAUGAAUUUGAGAGGUUGAAACAAGCCAUGGAGAUGGUUGGCUUCCUUUCAGCAACAAAGAAACAGAUUUUUUCAAUACUUUCAGCUAUUCUCUACUUGGGUAAUGUCACAUACAAGAAGAAAGCCACAGGUCGGGAUGAAGGGUUGGAUGUGGGACCUCCUGAAGUGUUGGACAUUCUUUCCCAGCUGUUAAAAGUUAAACGAGAAAUCCUGGUAGAAGUGCUAACAAAAAGAAAAACUGUGACUGCUAAUGAUAAGCUUAUUUUGCCUUAUAGUCUCAAUGAGGCAAUAACAGCUCGUGAUUCCAUGGCAAAGUCCCUGUACAGUGCUCUGUUUGAUUGGAUUGUUCUAAGAAUCAAUCAUGCACUUCUUAAUAAGAAGGACAUGGAGGAAUCUGUUACAUGUCUGUCGAUUGGUGUACUUGAUAUCUUUGGAUUUGAAGACUUUGAAACCAACAGUUUUGAACAGUUCUGCAUAAAUUAUGCAAAUGAGCAGCUUCAGUAUUAUUUCAAUCAGCACAUUUUCAAAUUGGAACAGGAGGAAUAUAAGAGUGAAGGGAUCACUUGGCACAAUAUUGACUAUACUGAUAAUGUGGCCUGCAUUCACUUAAUCAGCAAGAAGCCCACUGGCCUGUUCUAUCUUCUGGAUGAAGAAAGCAAUUUUCCACAUGCCACCAACCAAACACUACUGGCGAAAUUCAAACAACAGCAUGAGGAGAACAAGUUCUUUGUUGGAACCCCGGUGAUGGAGCCCGCUUUUAUCAUCCGCCACUUUGCUGGAAAAGUGAAAUACCAGAUCAAAGAUUUCAGGGAGAAGAACAUGGAUUACAUGAGGCCGGAUAUCGUGGCUCUGCUGCGGGGCAGCGACAGUGCGUUUGUGCGGGAGCUCAUUGGGAUGGACCCUGUGGCCGUGUUCCGCUGGGCUGUGCUGCGCGCGGCCAUCAGGGCCAUGGCUGUGUUUGCAGAGGGGGGACGUCAGAGGGCUCAGAGAACUGCAGGAGUGGUACGUCAAGGACCCAGAGUUCCCCUUGCUGAACUCCAGAGAUCCAAUACUCCAGUAGAAAAAGUUUAUCGAGACAUGCAUGAGCAGAUCAUCGCCAGUAUUAAAGGACUGCCCUGGCAGGGGGGGGAUCCCUGCAAGCUGCUUCGGUCACUCAACCACCUUCAACACCACUCCCACUUCAUGAAAAGUAAAGGUAUCAAACAGAAGCAGAUCAUUCCCAAGAACUUGCUGGAUUCCAAAUCGCUGAAGCUCAUAGUGAGCAUGACUCUGCACGACCGAACCACAAAGUCCCUUUUGCACUUGCACAAGAAGAAGAAACCCCCCAGCAUAAGUGCCCAGUUCCAGAAUUCACUUAAUAAGUUACUGGAGACCCUGGGCAGAGCUGAGCCCUUCUUCAUCCGCUGCAUCCGCUCCAACGCAGAGAAGAAAGAAAUGCUUUUUGAUGAAAACUUGGUGCUUCAGCAGUUACGGUACACGGGAAUGCUAGAAACUGUGAGGAUCAGGAGGUCUGGCUACAGUGCCAAAUACACAUUCCAGGAAUUCAUAGACCAAUUUCAGGUGUUACUGCCCAAAGAUGCCAAAGCCUCUAAGGAAGACAUUUGUGCUUAUUUGAAUAAACUAAAACUGAAUGAAAGCUACUAUCAAAUAGGGAAGACCAAGGUUUUUAUGAAAGAGGCUGAAAGGCAGAUACUACAGGAUACACUACACAAAGAAGUGAUCAGGAAAAUCAUUCUUCUCCAGAGCUGGCUCAGGAUGGUUUUGGAAAGGAGGCGCUUUCUCAGGACACGGCAGGCGGCCAUUGUUUUACAGGCCUGCUGGCGUUCCCGCUGUAUCAGGAUGGCCCUGCAGAGGAGCAAUGCUGCCAUCGAGAUCCAGGCAGCCUGGAGACGGUACCGGGAGCGGAAACACUUCCUGCAGCACAGGAGGAGGAUUUGUCUCCUGCAGGCCCUGGUCAGAGGGCACCUGACACGUAAGAGAUAUCAGGAAAUGGCUGUAGAAAGGCAGAAAGCUGAAGAAAAGCAGAGAGAAAUGCAGGAAGAUGAAGACAGAGAGGAUGAUAAGAGCAAGCAUGAGCAGAGUGAGCCAACAACACAUGAGCUACCUGUGAAACAUGAAACAGAGCUGGAUCAGGCUGCUGGGGAUGAAGAUCGAGCUCAGAAUGAACAAGCUGAAGAUCGAGCUCAGAAUGAACAAGCUGAAGAUCGAGCUCAGAAUGAACAAGCUGAAGAUCGAGCUCAGAAUGAACAAGCUGAAGAUCGAGCUCAGAAUGAACAAGCUGAAGAUCGAGCUCAGAAUGAACAAGCUGAAGAUCGAGCUCAGAAUGAACAAGCUGAAGAUCGAGCUCAGAAUGAACAAGCUGAAGAUCGAGCUCAGAAUGAACAAGCUGAAGAUCGAGCUCAGAAUGAACAAGCUGAAGAUCGAGCUCAGAAUGAACAAGCUGAAGAUCGAGCUCAGAAUGAACAAGCUGAAAGCCUAGGUUCAUCUGAAAACCUGAGCUCAUCUGAGAUAGCCACAUUACCCCAGAAGAACACGACAGAGGGCUCGGAGAAAGUAACCACCAGCCGGGAGAAGAGGGAAUCUCGUCGGCAGAGGGGGCUGGAACACAACGACUUGCAGAACAAGCACGUCCUGUUGUCCUUCGAAGGACCAUCUUCGCUGUGCCUUGAGGAACAAACCCCUUCUGAAGAGGCCCUGGAAACUGUUCCAGUGCCAGAGAAAUCCACAGCACAAGAUUAUACUGUCCCUCAGGGAAGCAGUGAGGAAGAGAAAAGUCCAAGUGAAGAAAAAGCCCUUCCAGACACGCCACCAUCAAGUGAGAUAAAGGAAAGUGGUUCUGUUCCUGAGCAACCACCGGUAUCAGAAGAGGGUGAUGUGGCAGCUGAUAGAACAAAAACACAAGGGAAUCAGAGUAACCAAAUAAAAGGCAGCCAAAGCUUUACCUGCCCUGAAAGGCCCACAAAUCUUGCACUGAAUCUUCACAACAUGUUGUCAGCUACUGGGAGCUUUCGGAGUCCAUCUGACCCCUGGGCAGAUAAAAACAAACGUCUUGGUCAGAGGGCAACCAAAGACCUGGAUAGUCCCACUUCUUCUGCAAUCCAGAGAUAUGUGGAUGACCCAGAGAAGCUGAAGUACAAGAGGGAGAAGUGGAAAGGCAAGAGACAGUCUGAUGCUGGUCAGAAUGAUGUGCUGAGUCAAUCCUUGGAUGGAAGGACACGUGUGGAUAAGUCUCCUCAGGAUCAACUGGAGAAGAAGGGGAGUUCAGCUUCAUUAAGUGAUCUCUCAACACUGGCCCAGACUGUUGCCAUGAAUCAGCAGUCACCAGAUGUGAUAGAAGAAGAAAAAGGCACCAAGAAAUACCCUGUGCAGAAGAAGCCCAGUGACCGCUUACCUACCUUGGACACGGCUGUUCCUGUGCAACCAGCGAGUCAGCAGGGAGAUGCCAAGUCUGCUUUUAAAAGUCCUUUGCGUAGACUUUUGGGGAAAAAGCCAGACAAGAAAAUUCCAAAGGAGAGCUCUGAUAUGAUUGAGGAAGGAGAUGGCCUCUCCCUUGUAUCUUGUGUCCUCUUUACAGACACAGGAGGAACUCAGAAAGUUUCAGAAGCUUCUUCUGGGCAGCCAGGCCGCCCCCAGGCAGUGAAGGAGAUCAGCAAAGCAAAGAAGAACAGGACCAUAAAGAUCAGCAAGAUCUCGAGCGUGUCCCAGAACUGGCGAGCGUCCAUGGUCCGCGAGAUUGCAAAUGCCAAUGAGCUGAAACACCUGGAUGAGUUCCUCCUCAACAAGAUCAAUGACUUACGCUCCCGGAAGUCUGGUGUUGAGUGUUUGUUUUUUGAAGCUACAGAGAAGUUUAGAGGAAACAUCAAGACCAUGUACUCUGCUCCUAAUGGACAAAUCCAUGUUGGCUACAAAGAUCUGGUGGAAAAUUACCAGCUUCUGGUUACAAAUCUGGCCCAAAAAAGAGAAGAGAAAGAAGUCAAGCUGGUUUUGAAUCUCUUUCAAUCCCUUCUGGAUGAAUUCAUAAGAGGAUAUACAAAAAAAGAGGAAUCUGAGCAGCCCAAGCAAACCAAAGCCCAGAAGAAGAAACGAAAACAAGAUCGUGCAAUUGAAGAACACAAUGGUCAUGUGUUCACAAACUACCAAGUGAGCAUCCGGCAGUCGUGUGAGCACUGCUCAUCCUACAUCUGGCCCAUGGAAAAAGCCUGUCUGUGCAGUGUUUGCAAGUUGACUUGUCACAAGAAGUGCAUGUCCAAAAUCCAGAGCAGCUGUACCUCCUGUGGGAAAAAGAAUGAGCAGGAUGCAGAACCACGACACUUCGGAGUGAGUGUGAGUUCCCUGACCAGCGAGAGGAACUCGGUCCCUGUUGUCAUGGAGAAGUUGCUAGAAUACGUGGAGAUGCACGGGCUCUACACGGAGGGGAUCUACAGGAAAUCAGGGUCAGCAAAUCGGAUGAAGGAGCUCAAACAGUUGCUGCAAGCAGAUCCAAACUCAGUGAAGCUGGAGAAUUACCCUAUUCACACCAUCACGGGGAUCCUUAAGCAGUGGCUGCGGGAGCUGCCAGACCCACUGAUGACAUCAGCACAGUACAAUGAUUUCCUCCGAGCUGUAGAACUACCAGAAAAACAGGAGCAACUCUGUGCCAUUUACACUGUCCUGGAACAGCUCCCACAGGCAAAUCAUAAUACCCUGGAGCGACUCAUUUUCCAUCUUGUCAAAGUGGCUUUGAUAGAAGAUGUCAACCGUAUGUCACCCAAUGCCUUGGCCAUUGUGUUUGCUCCAUGCCUCCUGCGCUGUCCAGAUACCUCUGACCCCUUAACCAGCAUGAAGGACGUUUCAAAAACAACCAUGUGUGUAGAGAUGCUCAUAAAGGAACAGAUAAGGAAGUACAAGAUAAAAAUGGAUGAGAUCAAUCAGCUGGAAGCAGCAGAGAGCAUUGCUUUCCGACGGCUCUCGUUGCUCCGGCAGAAUACACUCUGGCCUGUAAAACUUGGGUUCUCUUCCCCUUACGAGGGGAAGCUGAGUAAAAGCUCUCAGGUCAAAGGAAAUGACAGUGGCACCUCAGAGCUGGACUCGGUGCAUGAAGAUGAAGAAGUUUCUGAAGCCAAUAACCGGGAAAAGGAGAUUCUCAUCGAUCGCAUACAGUCAAUAAAAGAAGAAAAAGAGGACAUAACUUACCGGUUACCUGAGCUUGACCAGCGGGGCUCCGACGAGGAAAACGUGGACUCGGAGACGUCGGCAAGCACAGAGAGCCUGCUUGAGGAUAGGACAGGCCGGAUGGAUACCGAAGCAAUUAUUGGAUUACACUGCUGUGCUCAGAGCUCCAGCCUGCCUGCCAAAGACAUUUGCAAAGUGCCUUCUCUCCCACAAACCUCUUCACAUUCCUACUCUGCAUCCCUGGCUUCAAGGCGCAGAUACUCUCUAACACUGUCCAAGAUGAAAGUGCCCCGUCGAACUCCAGUGAUGCCAACAGCAAAUAUAAAACUCCCUCCUGGGAUGUUCAAAUGUACAGAAUCCCAGGAUCAGGUUUCUGCUAACAAGGAGUCUCAGGUGGUGAGACGUAGGGAGCAGCCAGCAAGGCGGACUGACAGCAUCUACUCGGUAUACAUUGCACAAGGGUCUGCACUGGCCCACGCUCAGGAACUCGUGGAUGAAUAUGAACCAACUGCAAAAGUCAAACGGAGGUUCUCAGAUCCUUAUUCUCACAUUCCCUGUAUGGAGAAGUGAAAUACUUCAGCUCUCUGGACCUUUUUUGAAGUUGACCACAGCUUUUGGCUUUAACCCUUUGAAGGCUGUAAACUUGUGUUUAAGUGGCUGCCAGGAAGGCAACCUGGAAAUGUACAGUACUGUAAAGGUUCGGCAAGGUUGUUUAAAGCAAAUAUUUUCCACUUUAAAUUAAAACCUUGCAAAAAAAAUAAAAUUUAAUGCUGAGUAAAAUAUAUGGGUUGAGUGUACAGGAAACAAGCCCCCCCAGUUCCGCUGCUGUGCCUUUUUCCAUUUGUCUUACAAUGGACUCUCAUGGGACCAACAGUGAGUUUAGGUCAAUGUGUGUUGCCUUAAUUUUUUUUAUGACAAUUUUCUGUGUGGUUUACAGAACUGUUUAACGUAAUAGCCUUAACUGAGACCAAAAUGUAUAAAGAAGUUUAUUAAAACGUUGCACUUUUAAAAAAAUACAGGUGUUAGUUUA
This is a messenger RNA of Pipra filicauda (Wire-tailed manakin), 7549 nucleotides long. It is a transcript of the gene MYO9B, whose product is annotated as myosin IXB. Gene Ontology annotation, cellular component: myosin complex. The coding region runs from base 238 to 7089 and encodes 2283 amino acids. Gene Ontology annotation, molecular function: protein binding; ATP binding; GTPase activator activity. Lineage: Eukaryota; Metazoa; Chordata; Aves; Passeriformes; Pipridae. The record is from RefSeq and is a predicted model, not a curated record. Gene Ontology annotation, biological process: Rho protein signal transduction; actin filament-based movement. The transcript is spliced from 42 exons.